UUAAAAAAAAAAACAAUGAAAAUCCAAAACAGUACUGUGAGAGAAGCCCACGAGUUCACAACCGUGAUGAUUAUAUUUUUAUGGCUUGUUGUGGCUUUGAGUGUGAUUGUGCACUGGUUUUAUAGAGUAAACAAUGAAUAUUAUGUUCUGGCCUUUUUCGCCCGACGAGUUAAGGCCAGGAAUGGCAAGUCCCUGGAGAACUUGGCUCCCAUAGCCCCGCAACGAUAUUUUUUUGGCAACUGUUUUGAUUUGUACGGCAAAAACCCAGCUGAAGUUUUCCAGCACAUGCGAGAUCUGGCCAAAGGAUUCGGAAGAAGCUAUCUCCAAUAUGGAAUGGGUAUCUCGCAUUACAACGUUAUCGAUGCCCACACCACGGAGAGUAUCCUAAAUCAUCCAAAUCUGAUAACCAAAGGGAUGGCCUAUAAUUUUCUUCAUCCAUUCUUAAAAACUGGGGUUCUAACUUCAAAAGCAAAGAAGUGGCACACUAGACGAGGGAUGCUAACAAGGACUUUCCAUUUCAAUAUCCUCAACCAGUUUCAAGAGAUCUUCAUAGCCGAGAGUCUAAAGUUUGUUCAACAAUUCGAAAAUGAUGAAAUAAGUCUUGUUUCGCUGAGUGAGCCAGUAGCUAGAUUUACCCUAAACAGCAUUUGUGAAACCGCCAUGGGUAUAAAACUAGAUGAAAUGGCUGAAAGGGGCAAUCGCUAUCGUGAAAACUUCCUGAUGAUCGAUGAGUGCUUCAUAAGACGCUUGAGAAAUCCUCUAUAUUGGGGGGACUACUUCUACAAUAUUUUUGCUGCUAGGGAUUAUGAUGCUGCUUUGAAAGUUUGUCAUGACUUUUCCAGUGAAAUUAUAGCCAAGAGAAGGAUUUUGCUUGAAGAUGAAUUAGAAUAUAGAAGAGCUACACAAACAGCCGAUGAUGAUUUAUGCGUUCCCCGAGGAAAAUUGUUUGCCAUGUUGGACACCUUGAUUUGCGCUGAAAAAGAUGGCCUCAUCGAUCACAGUGGCAUUUGUGAGGAGGUGGACACUCUGGUGGCUGAAGGACAUGACACCACGGCAGUGGGUCUUAUAUUUGGCUUAAUGAAUAUGUCUAUCUAUGAGGAAGAGCAGGAUAUCUGCUAUCAGGAGAUCCAAGAGCACAUACAUGACGACUUGAGCAACCUUGACCUGAAUCAGUUGAGUAAACUGAAGCACCUGGAGUAUUUUCUGAAAGAAACCAUGAGACUGUAUCCCGCUGUACCCAUGUUGGCACGCCAGGCUGUCCAGGAAACAGAGCUUUCCAGUGGCUUGAUUCUCCCAAAACGGUCUCAAAUAAAUAUACACGUCUUCGAUAUCCAUCGAAAUCCCAAAUACUGGGAUGAGCCAGAGGAAUUCCGACCGGAGCGGUUCCUCCCAGACAACUGCCAGAAACGGCACACUUACGCCUAUAUUCCAUUUAGUGCCGGACAAAGAAAUUGCUUGGGUCAAAAAUAUGCCAUGCAAGAGAUGAAGACCCUCUUGGUGGUCAUUCUCAAAAAAUUCAAGAUUCUGCCGGUUAUCGAUCCGAAAUCCAUUGUGUUCCAAACGGGAAUUACACUGCGCACUCAGAACGAAAUAAAAGUUAAGUUUGUGAAAAGGAAAGUGUCAUCGUGAGAAGACUAAAAGAGUACAUAUAGGUUUCAUAAAUCGAAAGUCAUGAUGGCUUGCAGAAAAUUGUUUGUUUUGUAAUCCAGUAAUACAGUCCAUACCUUUGUA
This is a messenger RNA of Drosophila bipectinata, 1731 nucleotides long. RefSeq names its product probable cytochrome P450 4p2. The record is from RefSeq and is a predicted model, not a curated record. Gene Ontology annotation, molecular function: oxidoreductase activity, acting on paired donors, with incorporation or reduction of molecular oxygen; heme binding; iron ion binding. NCBI's taxonomy places the organism in Eukaryota, Metazoa, Arthropoda, Insecta, Diptera, Drosophilidae.